Adineta ricciae is the source of this 2337-nucleotide messenger RNA. The record is from the annotation of a GenBank genome assembly. Lineage: Eukaryota; Metazoa; Rotifera; Eurotatoria; Adinetida; Adinetidae.
AUGUCUACUUAUGUUCAACCAACAGUACUCUCCAGAUCAGGUGUAUUUCACCGUUUAGGAUCUCUUUUAACUGAUGUAUCUAGUAUAAACUCGCUCGAAUAUCAAAUUCCCUAUUCGACUGAUCAAACAAUCAACAAUGAUAUCAUUGAUUUUGAAACAUCUUUUGCACAAUUAUCAUACCGACAAGAUCUAUCAACUAUUGAACAUGUACAUAUUCGCUGUCGAUCAGCAUCUUCAUUUGACCCAUCAAUUCAUACGAGCCUAUGUGAAGUCGUACUUGGCAUAUAUCCUGACACGAAUUUAUCAGCAUCAUCGUCUUCUGCUAGUGAACAACCUGUUAUUGUACGUGGAGUGAUCGAACGACGCCAUCGUCGAAUUAAGGUAGGCGAUUGGUUGUUAGCAAUCAAUGGCAAUCGUGUGGAUUGCUUGAAUCUCAACGAUAUUUUAUCGAAAUAUUCUUCCACUCGCAAAGUACGUCUCACUGUUCGUCAUCCUGAAAUUUUCAAUUCGAAAUUUUCCUUAUUGCUACCACCACCGACUAUUUUGUCACCAGUCGAAGAAAAAAAACUGACUCUACCAGAACAAAUUGAAUGCAUACACUCGAUACUCUAUUAUCAAAAGAAGCCAAAUGAAGGCUUUGAAUUAUUAUUUCAACAUCCUUCACAGAAAGAUAUCUUCUUUGCCGUCGGAUGCGUUUUUCCGACACUAUUACAGGUUAUGCAUGAUAUGAAUGAACAGGACAGUCUACUACGCAGUGUAUCUAUCAAAUUAUCCGAACAACUUGUACCCGUCUGUAUUGCAAGUGAUGAUAAUGUGUACUAUCUGAUAAUUAUUUAUCCUCCGAUCGAAAAUCUACAUGUUUGUCUACUUGAGCAACAUACUCGACAAAUGAUCCGUUUGAUAAACUUCUUAUUUGGUUCGAUUUACGAUGGAUUGUUCAUGUAUACAGAAUCGAUUCAAUACUUUUUUGAUAUAUUUUUCUAUCGAUUAAAUCAUCUUCUGUCAUCAUCAGCAAAUUCAUCUCCAGUACUGAAAAAUCUUCGUUUAAUCGAUGAAUUUUUACCUGCACAAUUCAGUAACAAUGGAACAUGUCCAACCUUAAUGUUGAACAACCAACAAUUACUAAUAAACAUUGAUUGUUUACUGAACCAACUAGAAUGUCAACGUUUCAAUGAAUGUCCAAAUGAAGAUGAUGAAAUCAUAAAUCGUUAUCGUCGAUCUUUUUUUCUCAAUGGUUCCAUUUUAUUUCAUCGUACUUAUCUGUUAAUCAGUCAUUUAUCGAAUGAAUUAACAAGUGAUAUCUAUCGUUUUCUUCUUCACUAUGGACAUUUGAAUGUAGCACAGUUACCUUGCGAAAUAGGACAAUUAUUAUUAUUCAAGGAAAUUUAUCCGACGAAUUCUGAAUCAAAAUGUCGAUAUUUUCUAGUAGUUUGUACUUAUGGGGAAUUAACGCUAGCUGUGAUUAUUGAAACAGAAUAUGAAAGACAUGAUUUCAACAUAUCACCUGAUCAUGGAAUGAUUCAACAGAUAAAGUUAACUUUGAGUGAUAUAUAUUCAAUCAUUCCGAAACUAUUAGUAAAUGCAUCACCAUGGCAUCUCUCAUCGCCUUCAGCAUUUUUGAGAAAACAACUCAAACGAACUAUUUCAUUACCAUUAAUAGGAGGCUUUAAUCAAUCUACUAAGCCUACUACAACUGAUUCUACUAUUUACGACACGACAUCCAUUGCAUCUUCUCACCAGCAUGAUCCAUCUGUAACUGAUGCUCGAGUUACACAAUUAGUCAGUCAACCUGAAUCACAAGAUGAAUUAUAUAAAAGUAGUCGGCAAUCAUUUCGAUCUUCCACAUUGUCUCUCGAUGAUGCGCAAACGCAUAAAAAUCUGCAAUUGAAUCUCUCAACCUAUCGAUUACAUCCUGGUGCUUAUUCAACCAUAUUUUACUAUUUAGAUUUUCAGUCCGUCCGAGGUUUACUCAUAGCGCCCUAUUUUACUUUGGAUAAACUCACUCAUACAACAUUGCUUGAUCGAUUAUUGUUCGAAACGAUUCAACAAACAUGCAUCUACAUACGACAAAAACAUUUUUCUCAAUUAACACAAACAAAAGCGAACGGCUUAUUCAGUAGAAAAUCUCGUCCGAAAUAUUCCGAAAUCGGUUGUCAAUUCGCUUUGAACACCGAUCCGGAUGACAAGAAGAAAAAAGAUGCAAAUCUGUUUCAAUUUUGGAUCGUUGGUAGAAAAUGUUUUCAACCAAUUGAACACGAAUUCUUUGUUUGCUAUUAUGAUUCAAUCGCACAAAAUAUUACUGAAUUAGCAUUCACAAUUGGAAUGUCAUCACUAUAA